AUGAGUUUGAUUUCUCAAAAUGUUGGCUCGAAAAAUAGAGUUAAACGUGCAAAUGUGGACGCUGAUGAGCCCGCUUUUUUGGAGGUGAAUAAUGAUGAUGAGGGUGGUAGAGAAUCUGAUUUGGCUGUGUCGAAGAAAAAGAAGAAACGGAAAGAAAGGGAUGAGCUGUUAGAGAAGCAGUUGGAAAUUGAAGAAGGAAAGGAAAUGAAGAAGUUGGAGAACUUCUUAUUUGGGUCCCUAUACUCUCCUGUUGAAUCUGGGAAAGAUGAAGAGGAAAAGAGUUCUCUUUCAUUCUUUGUGGACCGGUCUGUGGGUGGGGUGGAGCCUGAUUAUGAAGAGGAUGUGGAAUUGACUAAGGAAAGUGAUAUAGAAGAGGAACGGAAAGCUGUGUGGCUUGAUGAGGAAGAGGAGAAGACCAGAGUUAAUAUUGCUAAGGUUAAUAGAUUAAGAAAACUGAGGAAGGAUGAGGAUGAGAGUUUGAUUUCUGGUUCUCAGUAUGUUGCAAGGUUAAGGGCUCAGCAUGCUAAGAUGAAUCCUGGCACUGAUUGGGCCAGACCUGAUUCACAGUCUAGAAAGGAUGGUUUGUCUGCUGAUGAACUGUCUGAUGAAGAAAAUGGCAUAGUGUUGGCUCGUGGUUACAAGAAUGAUGAUGCUUUUGAUGAUAUUCUCCGAACUAAUGAAGAUCUUGUGGUGAAGAGCAGAACAAAGUUGUUGCCUGGUCUUCUUGAGUACUCAAGACUUGUGGAUGCAAAUGCUGAGGAUCCCUCCAACGGUCCAAUAAAUUCAGUUCAGUUCCAUCGGAAUGGUCAAUUGUUACUUGCAGCUGGAUUGGAUCGGAGGCUUAGGUUUUUUCAGAUUGAUGGUAAACGGAAUACCAAAAUACAAAGUAUCUUUAUUGAUGAUUGCCCCAUUAGAAAAGCAUCAUUCUUACCUGAUGGUUCUAAGGUUAUUAUAGCUGGAAGAAGAAAGUUCUUUUAUAGCUUUGAUUUAGUAAAAGCUAAAGUUGAUAAAAUUGGCCCACUUGUUGGAAGGGAGGAAAAGAGUUUAGAAGUUUUUGAGGUUUCCCCUGAUUCUAGUACGAUUGCUUUUGUGGGCAAUGAAGGUUAUAUCCUUUUGGUGUCAUCCAAAACAAAGGAACUAAUUGGGACUCUAAAGAUGAAUGGAACUGUUCGUUCUUUGGCUUUUGCUGAUGAUGGCCAGCAAUUAUUGAGCCAUGGCGGUGAUGGGCAGGUCUACCACUGGGACUUGAGGACAAGGGCUUGUAUCCACAAGGCUGUUGAUGAGGGUUGUAUUCAUGGCACAGCUCUUUGUACUUCACCAACAAGAAAUUUGUUUGCUGCUGGUUCAGACAGUGGUAUAGUAAAUGUUUACAAUAGAGAUGAGUUUUUAGGUGGGAAGAAAAAACCAAUCAAGGCAAUUGAGAAUUUGACCACCAAGGUGGACUUAUUGAAAUUUAACAAUGAUGGUCAAAUAUUGGCCAUUUGUUCGCACAUGAAGAAGAACAGUUUAAAAUUGAUACAUGUCCCAUCAUUUACUGUGUUUUCUAACUGGCCUCCAAUGAACAGUGCCCUGCAUUAUCCCCGCUGUUUGGAUUUCAGUCCUGGUGGAGGUUUCAUGGCCGUGGGAAAUGCUGCUGGAAAAGUUCUGUUAUACAAGUUACAUCAUUAUGACCAUGCAUAG
Molecule: messenger RNA, 1680 nt
Organism: Dovyalis caffra
Lineage: Eukaryota; Viridiplantae; Streptophyta; Magnoliopsida; Malpighiales; Salicaceae
Source: the annotation of a GenBank genome assembly